UCCAAUACAAUUUCAUCGGAAGAGAGAAACUACUUAAUUUGUAGAGUUCAUUACUAGAUUAUAAAAUGGGUACUGGAAAAAAUGUCAGGGUUUUUAUUUUGUUGGGUCUUUUGUUUGCUGUUGUGACACUAAUCUCUUCUGAGGUUGCAGCUGGCAAGGAGUUAGCAGAGAAAACAAAAGAAGAGACAACUAAGAAAAAUGGUCUUCAAGAUGCCAAGUUCGGAGGGUUUAACGGUGGUGGAUACCCAGGUAACGGAGGAUAUCAAGGUGGCGGUGGAUACCCCGGUAACGGAGGGUAUCAAGGUGGCGGUGGAUAUCCAGGUAACGGAGGGUAUCAAGGCGGUGGUGGAUACCCAGGUAAUGGAGGUGGGUACCAAGGUGGUGGGGGGCGUAAUGGAGGUGGGUACCGUAAUGGAGGCGGGCGUGGUGGUGGAGGUAGAGGAGGUGGUUACAGAUGCAGACAUGGUUGUUGUGACCGUGGCGGGUACUACAGAGGUGAUUGCUACAAUUGUUGCUAUUCUGCUGCUCAAGCCAAAGCCGUUGCCGCGAAAACUACCACUACGGCCGAUAACCUCAAGCCUUAGAGUUCUAGCCUAGUAUAUAUGGGUAUCAUGAUAGAUAUGUAUUGUGAGUGUGAUGUAUCUUCGAGUAAGCUACUUAGUAAAUUAGCAUCUACUCGAAGACUAUAAUUAAUACAAAUGAAAUAGAAUAUGAUAUCGUUUGUUGGUUUGUAUGCAUUUUAAAACACAAGUUGCAGAUGUUCUUAACAGAAAUGCCUCAAAACCGUUUACGGCAAUUUAAUUCAUCAUGCUAUUUGCUGCUUUGUCA
Messenger RNA from Papaver somniferum (opium poppy), 828 nucleotides. Its product is annotated as dormancy-associated protein 2-like. Bases 66 to 584 code for a protein of 172 amino acids. The transcript has 2 exons. The record is from RefSeq and is a predicted model, not a curated record. Lineage: Eukaryota; Viridiplantae; Streptophyta; Magnoliopsida; Ranunculales; Papaveraceae.